CUAGCGUUAGGUUGUUUGCUUUCUUUGGUUUUUUUCUUUUCCCCUUUUUCUUUACUUCAAAAUUGUCGGAAAGCUGGAUUAUUCAAUAGUCUUCGAAGCGAUGGCUGACCGACUCACUCAGCUACAGGACACGGUAAACCAGCAAGCGGAACACUUUUGUAACAGCAUCGGUAUCCUACAGCAGUGCUCGGUUCCGAGCAAGUUUGCCGGUUUUGAGCGUACCGGAUCCCAAACGCCUCAGCAGCAGGUACACCAGCAGCAACAGCUACCACAGCAGCAGCAACAGCAACAGCAGCCGCAGCAGCAGGAGGACUUCCCUCAACUAUUUUCCACCCUGAUCUCCCGAUGCGCCAAAGACAUCGACACGCUGAUCGAAUCUCUGCCGAGCGAGGAAAGCUCGAUCGAGCUGCAGGUCCAGUCGCUGCAGCGGCUCGAGGCGGAGAACAAGGAGUCGGCCGAAAAGCUGGAAGAGAUCGUGCGCAAGGGCGAGCUGCUGCUGGAGAAAAUUCAGGCCGCGCUCAGUGAUAUAGCCCAGUCCCAGCUGGACAUGCAGUAUUCGUCGUGAAAACCCGCCCCGGGGGCUACAUGCGGGACAAGUUUGUACUUUCCAUCGUCGCAACGUUGAUGAGCGCUGGCCCCAAGCGUGGAGGGUGAGGUUGUGAUCUACCGUGAGGUUUGUGUGUGUGUGUGUGUGAUGCGCUGAUGGAGUCCUAGAGAAAUCGAGAAAAUCCCAGAAGAUGGGCACCAUUUAGCCAAAUGUUUGACCGGUGGGUAUCAUUCUCUGUAUGAUCUCCUCCACCCUCCCCCAAUGUGUUUGCGCGUGUGUAUGUGUUUUCUGUUUAAAAUGCUCGCAUCCCAAGCGUCGCGUAUUAAUGAAGCAAAUAAAGUAUCAUUGAUUUACACAA
Messenger RNA from Anopheles gambiae (African malaria mosquito), 905 nucleotides. RefSeq names its product mediator of RNA polymerase II transcription subunit 21 (gene MED21). Gene Ontology annotation, cellular component: mediator complex. The record is from RefSeq and is a predicted model, not a curated record. Bases 101 to 565 code for a protein of 154 amino acids. The transcript has 2 exons. Gene Ontology annotation, biological process: regulation of transcription by RNA polymerase II. NCBI's taxonomy places the organism in Eukaryota, Metazoa, Arthropoda, Insecta, Diptera, Culicidae. Gene Ontology annotation, molecular function: transcription coregulator activity.